Messenger RNA from Cynara cardunculus var. scolymus (artichoke), 2466 nucleotides. RefSeq lists its product as uncharacterized. Bases 36 to 2183 code for a protein of 715 amino acids. The record is from RefSeq and is a predicted model, not a curated record. The transcript has 4 exons. Lineage: Eukaryota; Viridiplantae; Streptophyta; Magnoliopsida; Asterales; Asteraceae.
UCCCUGAUCCCAAUAUCAAUCAAUCUUGAUAAGAAAUGGCGGUUAGGAUGAUGAACUGGAGGCCAUGGCCACCACUUUCGUCUAAGAAAUUCGAAGCCAAGAUUGUUGUAUGUCGUCUCCAAGGCUUACCUGAGAAGAUUACAAGUUCCGGCGGUGGCGGUGGGUGUGGGGAAUCUCGGGAUUUUUCAAAAUUGGGUGUUGAAGUUAAGUGGAAAGGGUCUAUUAAGUCGAACAAUCGGUUGAAUUUCAAGCGGAGCAGUGUGAAGAGGAAUUUGACUAAGGAAGAAUCAUUAAACGAUGAUGGAGUUGUUGAAUGGAAUGAAGAAUUUGUUGCGGUUUGUAAUUUGGUGGCUUUUAGAGAUGGUUUUCAUCAGUGGGAAGUUGCAUUCAGAGUGUUUGAUGGCUUAAAUCAAGGACCAAAAAGACGGGAUCAUGCUGUUGCAACUGGAUCAUUGAACCUUGCUGAAUUCUCUUCGGCUGAGCAGGAAAAGACCCCAAUAAGUAUUCAUCUCUCAGUGCCGGAUAGCGUUGAGUGUAGUCCUAUACUCUCUGUGUCACUCAGCCUCCUAGAACUCAGAAAUGCAUAUGAGGUUACAGAUUUCGCACAAAGAUCCGUUGUGCCUCCUCCAUUGUUACCCUACAACGAAGAAGUCUCGACUACAUUCAAAGAUGAGCCAUCGGGUCUUAAAGCUGGUAUUAAGAAAUUUAAAAUCUUUAGAGUAAUUUCGGCUAACCGGACUAAAAUAGCAUGUCGUGAAGAAGAGGUUAGCGAUGGGAAAAGCAUCACAGUCAGAACCGAGGGUGCAGAUUACCCUUUUGACACAGACUCACUUAAUGGAUCAGAUGGAGUUGAUUCUGAAGAUGUAGAUUAUGCUGAUUCUAGUGUUAGGAAGUCAUUCAGCUAUGGAACUCUGGCUAAUGCAAAUCAUGCUGGAAGAUUGUCUUACUUCAAUUCAAGUGGUAGUGAAGAUGAGGAUCAAAUAUACUACCGAAACUAUAAAACGGAAGCGGGUGAUUUAAGCGUUUCUAUGAUCGAUCACUCGGAAAAGCUAAUCUCGAAGCGUAGGAUCUUCCCAUGGAGGAAAAGGAAGUUGAGUUUUCGAUCUCCAAAAGCCAAAGGAGAGCCACUUCUAAAAAAGGAUGUUGGAGAAGGUGGGGAUGAUAUCGACUUUCAUCGUCGAAUGCUGAGCUCAUCGGAUGAUUCCACAUGUGGGCAUCACAGAAGUGACGAAGGCUCAACGACAAGUAGAUCUUCGAUUUCCGGAUUUGGAGACGACGAUUUUGCCGUCGGUAGAUGGGACAACAUGGAAGUUACAAGUAGAGAUGGGCAGAUGAAGCUCCAAACCCAAAUUUUCUUCGCUUCCAUCGACCAAAGAAGCGAAAAAGCAUCUGGGGAGAGCGCAUGCACGACUUUAGUUGCCACCAUUGCCGAUUGGUUCCAAAACAACCGCCAUGAAAUGCCGAUCAAGUCCGAACUAGAUAGUCUGAUUCGAGAAGGAUCGUUAGAGUGGAGAAACCUCUGUGAAAACGAGGUUUAUAAGAAACGCUUCCCGGAUAAGCACUUCGAUCUUGAAACGGUCCUUCAAGCCAAGAUCCGUAAUCUUGCUGUAAUACCCGAAAAGUCCUUCAUCGGAUUCUUUCAACCGAAUGAGCUCCAAAAGGGCGUUUUCGACUUUCUUGAUGGUGCUAUGUCGUUCGAUAGCAUAUGGGAUGAAAUCAGCCAAAUCGGCUCGAACCAUGAUGACAUCAUGAACCCAUUGGUCUAUAUCGUGAGCUGGAAUGAUCACUUUUUCAUCUUGAAAAUUGAUCGGGAUGCAUACUAUAUUAUCGACACCUUGGGAGAGCGGCUAUAUGAAGGGUGCAGUCAGGCGUAUAUGCUGAAGUUCAAUCAAGAUACACGAAUUCAACGAGUACCCAAUGAGACGGAAAAUCCGAAUGAAAAAAAGGAAGGGAAAAAGGCUGAUCGAAAUGAAGUUCAGAAGGAGGAAUUCACGGUGUUCGGAGGUAAAGAAUCGUGCAAAGAGUACAUCAAGAGCUUUUUGGCUGCGAUUCCGAUAAGAGAACUGCAGGCCGAUCUCAAGAAAGGGUUAACGCCGGCAUCGAGCCCUCUUGUUCAGCAUCGACUGCAAAUCGAAUUUCACUACACCGAGUGUUUGCCGCAGCAGCAAACACUGAUCCAUUGACCAAAGGGUCAUUGGUUCAACAGUAUCUGGAUUACGGGUAGAGUCCAACUUUUUAAGAGGUAAAAGGUUCAAAUCUCACCGUAUUAAAUAUGGAUGAGUAUUUACCAUAUAUAAAUAUUAUAUACAUGAUAUUAACAACACUGAUAAGAUUAACUCCAGUUAACUGUUCUUUAACUGUUUUUCCCUUUUUGCCCCUCUUGGAGUUUCUGAUAACUUGCUGAAUCAACAAGUGAUCCCAUCAUAAUGGGUUUUUUUAUUAACCUAGAUAUCCAACCCGUUAUGC